GUCUAGCUCCUGCCUGCUCCUCCCGGGUCCAGGGCGCUUCAGCAGGCGCUUCCCCCCUCCCUCCAGUGGCGGCUGCCUUCUGCCCUCUCCUGAUCCUCCCCUCUCACCCCAUCUUUGCCCUGGACUCUGCAAACAUGAGGGUCUUGGCCUGCCUCCUCGUGGCUCUGAUGGGGAUCCAGGCUGUUGAGCGGUUGCGGCUGGCCGAUGGCCCCCACGGGUGCGCGGGCCGGCUGGAAGUGUGGCACAGUGGGCGCUGGGGGACGGUGUGCGAUGACGGAUGGGACCUGCGGGACGCCGCAGUCGCCUGCCGGGAGCUGGGCUGCGGGGCGGCACUGGCCGCCCCCGGAGGUGCCUUCUUUGGGGAGGGUGCAGGUCCCGUGUGGCUGAGUGAGCUGGCCUGCCGGGGCGGCGAGGGGCAGCUGGGCCUGUGCCCCCACCGAGGGUGGAAGGCCCACGUCUGUUCCCAUGAAGAGGAUGCAGGCGUUGUCUGUGCAGGUCAGCGUGUGGCUAACUCGAGGGACAUGGACGGUUCACCUUCGUUCCUGGAUGGGGACCCCUGGCAGGGGCUGUCUGGGGAGCUGAGUCCCAGCUCUGAGGAGCCCCCUGUGACACACACCCCCCGCCCAGCUGGGACCCCCCAGAGCAGCUCCCGGAAGAAAAGCCCCCGGCCUCCCAAGCAGGCCAAGUCCACCAGAGCCCCUGCACUGAUGGCUGGAGCCCCACACCACGAGCGGCUGCGCCUGGCCUCGGGCCCCCACGGUUGUGCAGGUCGGCUGGAGGUGUGGCACGGUGGGCGCUGGGGGACGGUGUGUGACGACGGAUGGGACCUGCGUGACGCAGCUGUGGCCUGCCGGGAGCUGGGCUGCGGGGGGGCACUGGCUGCCCCAGGAGGGGCCCGAUUUGGCCCAGGCUCAGGGCCUGUGUGGAUGGAUGAUGUGGGGUGCGGAGGUGGAGAGCAGGCCCUGAGGGACUGUCCCCGGAGCCCUUGGGGUCGGAGCAACUGUGACCACAGCGAGGACGCAGGGCUGGUCUGCACAGGCCCGGCCCCCCGGCUGCGUCUGGCUGAUGGCCCCCAUGGGUGCGCUGGUCGCCUGGAGGUGUGGCACGGUGGACGCUGGGGGUCGGUGUGUGAUGACAGCUGGGACCUGCGGGACGCAGCGGUGGCCUGCGGGGAGCUGGGCUGCGGGGCCGCACUGGCCGCCCCUGGAGGGGCCUUCUUUGGGGAGGGGGCUGGACCCAUCCUCCUGGAUGAUCUUCGGUGUCGAGGAAAUGAGACGGCGCUGAGGUUCUGCCCAUCGAGGCCUUGGGGCCAGCACGACUGUCACCACCGGGAGGACGCCGGGGCAGUGUGUGAUGGUAUGCCUCUCGCGUAUGUCCCUUCCACGGCCCCCACAGCCGGCAGGAACAGCUCAAUGCCCAGGGAGGGAGCGUCCAGGCCCCCACCCCCGACGGCAGGCCAGGCCCAUCAGACAGCAAGCAAGUUGCCUCUGCCUGCCUCCCCGGCUGCCCCUUGGGAGCCUGGGCCAGAAGCUGGGUCCCCCCAACUGCGGCUGGUGGCCGGGCCCAGUAGGUGCUCAGGCCGGCUGGAGGUGUGGCAUGCUGGGCUCUGGGGAACAGUGUGUGAUGACAGCUGGGACCUGCGGGACUCUGCUGUGGUCUGCCGGGAGCUGGGCUGUGGGGGAGCUCGGCAGCCAGAUCCCUCUGUGGACCGUUUUGGCUGGGGUGCUGGUCCCAUCUGGCUGGAUGAUGUGGGGUGUGUGGGGACAGAAGCUUCACUCUCUGAUUGCCCUGCCGCUCCCUGGGGGAAGCACAACUGCGCUCACAAUGAGGAUGUUGGUGUCACCUGCACUGGGACCCCUGGCCUGGACUCCAUCUCAGACCCUUUCAGCUGGAGCUGGAUCCCUGGCCUAGGCAGAGACCCGGAUGUCUGGCUCCCUAGGGAGCUGGCCACCAAGCCCUCUGCAAGGCUGACCUCCAGUGUUCCCGAGAAAACCACCAAGGCCCCUGGGAAAAUGCCCAAAAGCACUAAGAAGUGGGUGACCAAGCAUGCAAAAAGGCCGACCACUCAGCCCCCUGUGAUGCCAACUGCUAAACGCUCCAGGGUCCCAGGCACCCAGGGUCCUCCAGAACUGACUUUGCAAACCACCACAGCCCUGAACACUGAAGUCCCCUACAGGCUGAGCUCACACACCACCGCAGUGCUGAUCCCCCGGGGCCCCCGGGUUUGGACCUCUAAGACUUUGGCAAUGCCAACCACUCAAAGCCCCCAACAGAUGACCUCUGAGGACACCGUCAAGCGAAUCCCUCUGGCCUCUGUGGAGCUAUCAGCCGAGAUCCCAGCAGAAGGUUCUCCAGAGUCAUCCAAAGACCCACUCCCCUCCCCCACAGGAGGUACCUCUGGGGGGUCAGGCCCGUUUCGAGUUCGUCUGGCCGAUGGACCCAACCGGUGUGCUGGCCGGUUGGAGGUGUGGCAUGCUGGACGCUGGGGGACAGUGUGCGAUGACAACUGGGAUCUGCGGGAUGGCACUGUAGCCUGCUGGGAGCUGGGCUGUGGACGGGUCCGGCCACGCGUGGGCAAAACCCACUAUGGCCCAGGGACUGGGCCCAUCUGGCUGGAUGACAUGGGUUGCAAGGGGACCGAGGCCUCCCUGAGCAACUGCCCUGCUGGGGCGUGGGGACAGCACAACUGCGGCCACGAGGAAGAUGUGGGAUUGACCUGCACUGGCCACGCAGAUGAGGAGGACUAUCCCUCCUGGACUUGGGACCCUACCUCUGGAGAGGACCUGGCCCAGGGAACCACCGCUGCAGGGGCAUCUGGACAAACUGUCUCCUGGGGCAGCACCCGGAGUCCUGGGGCCCCCUUCCCAGCAAUGAGGCACUCUCCGAGCCCAGGUGAUGAAGAUGGUUAUGAGGAUACACCUUCAGGAGGGGCCCUGGCCGAGGGGGCCCCCACUGCAGACAUACUUGGGCCCAGUCUUACCACUGGCACCACCAGGAGUGUGGGUCAUCCGUCUCCAGCUCCAAGGGUCCGUGGAGACACAGGUACUGGGAGGAAACCAGGGCACGAUCGCCGGCUGCUGCGGCCCACAGCGGCCAGGACGGUGCCCCCUUCCUCUUCCCCAGGCCCACCACUGACCUCCGACUCGGCGCCACUGCUCAUCCCCGAUACACCUUCAACGCAAGUGACCUCUCACCCUCCUGACACUUUACCAUCCAGCUCAAACCCAGCCUCCUGGAAGAACUCUGACCUCACUUUAACAACUCCUGGCCUUACUUCGUCCACCUCUGAUGCCACCGUGGUUCCAGCGCUGACCCCUGAGCUUUCACCCACCCCACCACCCACCUUGCCCAAAGAACUGACCUCUGACCCUUCUUCACCGGCAGUGGUGACCCGCCUUUCUCCUACCUCAGAGCUGACCCCAGAUUCUGACACAACCCCAGGCUGGGACACAACUCCAUACUCCAUUAUAGUCUCAGGACCUUCCAGAUCCCCAGACCUCUCCACAAGCCCUCACCCCACUACCACCCUUCCCUCCACCAUGACCUCUCACCCCACCACAACCCCUCGUUCCAUCACAACCCCUCACCCCACCAGGACCCCUCAUUCCAUCACAACCCCUCACCCCACCAGGACCCUUCAACCCCCCACCACUACUCACCCCACCAUGACUCCAGACUCAACUUCAACCCCUAUGAUUACUACCAAGUCCCUUCUAAUUUCCUUGGAAACAGAACUUCCCUUCCCCACUUCAGCCCCAACAGUGAAGCCCAGCCUGCCCUCCCGGUUUACAUUCAGGGAGGCCCCUCACCCCUUCACAUCCAAGAUGUCAAGCCCAGAUCUCUCUCCAGCCUCAGAGUCCAGCCCCUCCAGGCCCUCUCCAACCCCAAACAUGGACACAUCGUCCACUGAGGACUUCAAACCACCCAGAAAUCAGAGCCCCAAAGUAACCCCUUUACCUAUUGAGACCCCACACUCAGCGUCUGACCCCAUUUUGACUCCUGACCUCCACCUGUCCCCCAUGGCCCGCCCCUUGGAUCAACCUCCUCCUGACCACCGCACCCUCGGGCCAAACCCUGGUCAGGGCCUAGGCUCCCUAGGCCCAUGUGUGGCCUCAAUGCCACCUGUAAAGGUCAUGGCUUGCGAGCCGCCUGCCCUGGUAGAGCUGGUGGCCGCGGUGAGGGACAUGGGUAGCCAGCUGCAGAGGCUGACACAGGCCCUGGAGCGGGACCAGCAGGAGCGCCAAGCCGUGGAACUGAGGCUGACCCAGCUGGUGGAAGCCGCCCGGGGUCUGGGGCAACUGAGUGAGGUUAUGAAGAGACUGGCAGAGGUGGCUUGGCAUCCCAGCACACCUGCACCAACCACUACCACUCGGGAGGAAGAAGAGAGGCCUCUGAGAGGAGAUGUGUGACCUGGGACUCGAGGGGCUUAAGGCACUCCUAACCCAAAAAAAGGAAAACCAAAGUAUUGAAUUAAAUACAAGAUGUCGAUGACAUUUCUGGGGGACUAGAGGAACCCUGGAGAGAUGAAAUUACAAGACUGAUCUGUUUGUGAACACCACAGGCAGUGUGCAAGGCAGUGAG
Molecule: messenger RNA, 4581 nt
Organism: Rhinolophus ferrumequinum (greater horseshoe bat)
Lineage: Eukaryota; Metazoa; Chordata; Mammalia; Chiroptera; Rhinolophidae
Gene: SSC5D
Product: scavenger receptor cysteine rich family member with 5 domains
Exons: 14
Coding region: 135-4409 (1424 amino acids)
Cellular component (GO): membrane
Source: RefSeq, a predicted model, not a curated record